Messenger RNA from Panicum virgatum (switchgrass), 1768 nucleotides. Its product is annotated as putative glucose-6-phosphate 1-epimerase. NCBI's taxonomy places the organism in Eukaryota, Viridiplantae, Streptophyta, Magnoliopsida, Poales, Poaceae. Gene Ontology annotation, biological process: carbohydrate metabolic process. Bases 608 to 1564 code for a protein of 318 amino acids. Gene Ontology annotation, molecular function: isomerase activity; carbohydrate binding. The transcript is spliced from 8 exons. The record is from RefSeq and is a predicted model, not a curated record.
ACCACGCCACCAACACCAUCUCGCUCCCUCGCCUUGGAUCCUAGCGCACGCGCACUCCCGUUCUCCGCUCCACCGACCACCGCCCGCUUCCUCUUCCCCCCAUGGUGGCAUUGUGAGUUUGUGGCCGUGCCUCCAGGUGGUCGCGUCGCGCGCGCACGCUCCGCCGCUGCGCUUCUGACCCCUGUCGCCGCGCCGUGGCGUGGCGUGCGGGCUUGCCGAUCCCUCUCAGGUCUUUACGGGUUGUUGGGAAAGCGGAGGAGGUCAGGAGGAGGAGGAAGGCCGCCGCUGCCGCUAGCGCGCGCUAGGUGGCUCGGCUCACGGGUUCUAGGCCGCCCCGCGGCGCGCGCCUUUCUUUUCACUCACACGGAAAGUGCCCGUGCCCGUGCCGCCCGCCCGCCGCCCCGCGCGGCCUGGCCGUAACAUCCGAACCGCCCCCAAUGGCGACACCACGGGCUCCUCAACACCACCACCACCACCACCACCCUCUUUGGUAUUAGUAGGAGCGGCUGCAGUCCAGCGCCCCCACUCGUCGGUCUCUCCCCCGCCGCGCGCGUGUGCUGCUCUUCUUGCGCCGAGCGCUGCUUGCUUGGCGCCGCGCCGGUUGUCGAUGAGCAUGGGGCGCUUCGCCAACUCGACGGAUCCGAGGUCGGGGCUGGAGGUGCUCAGGGACUGGAACGGGGUCGCACAGGUCGUGCUGCGCUCGCCCAAGGGAGCCUCCGCGCGGGUGAGCCUGCACGGCGGCCAGGUAGUCUCCUGGAGGAACGACCGCGGCGAGGAUCUCCUCUUCACCAGCAGUAAGGCAAUCUUCAAGCCGCCAAAUGCGAUGCGAGGUGGAAUUCAGAUGUGUUUCCCACAGUUUGGGUAUUCUGGGACAUUGGAAAGACAUGGAUUUGCAAGAAACAGGAUAUGGGCCCUGGAUGAUGAGCAUCAACCAAUAAAUCAUAAUGAUAACGUUAGCAAAGUUUCUGUUGACCUUAUACUAAAGCCAUCUGAAGAUGACCUCAAGUGCUGGCCACAUUGUUUUGAAUUCCGUCUGAGGGUCUCUCUUUCAAAAGAUGGGGACCUGUCAUUAGUCUCACGCAUCAGGAAUGUCAAUGGCAAGCCAUUCAGUUUCUCAUUUGCUUAUCACACAUAUCUUUCUGUUUCUGACAUCAGUGAGGUGAGGAUAGAAGGUCUGGAGACCCUUGAUUAUCUUGACAAUCUUAGCCACAAAGAACGGUUUACAGAACAAGGAGACGCCAUAACAUUUGAGUCAGAGGUCGAUCGAGUCUAUGUUAGCUCCCCAAAUGUAGUAGCAGUUCUUGACCAUGAGAAGAAACACUCAUUUGUGAUAAGAAAGGAAGGACUUCCUGACGUUGUUGUAUGGAAUCCGUGGGAAAAGAAAUCAAAGACUAUGGUGGACUUUGGUGAUGAGGAGUACAAGCAGAUGCUUUGUGUUGAUGCGGCCGCGGUGGAGAGAGCAAUCACCCUGAAACCAGGGGAGGAGUGGACAGGGAAGCUGGAGCUUUCUGCAGUUUCAUCCACCAAUUGCAGCGAUCAUCUUGAUCAUCCCGUCAGCAUCUAGCGUGUAAUGUGGAAGUUCACAUUUCUUAGUGCUAUAUGUAUUUGCCUCAUAAGAGAAGUAAGAACCUCCUUUGUACAUCAGGGAUAAGUAGGUGCAUCUAUGAUCAGUCAGCUGCUCAAAUUGAUUCUAGAAUCGAACAAUUCUAUUGUAACCUGGUCUCUGGAAUCUCAAUAAUGAUAGUAGCGCUUUGCUUCAGGCACAAUG